AUGGUCUACAACCCUCAACUCCACCAGCAAAAACAGCUUGUCCACGCCAUCCUGACUGCCGACCUCACCCCCUCCCAACUCGCCACUGUCCACGAGAAAUUCGCCCUAGGCGCCAACUUGGCCUCCCCCCACCCCACCGAACAGCUCUUCAUCACAGACAAGCGCUCUUGGGCACCCCUCUCUCAUCUCGAAAUCUGGCAAAACACGCCCCAUUCGAACUAG
Messenger RNA from Ascochyta rabiei, 222 nucleotides. RefSeq lists its product as uncharacterized. Lineage: Eukaryota; Fungi; Ascomycota; Dothideomycetes; Pleosporales; Didymellaceae. The transcript has a single exon. The record is from RefSeq and is a predicted model, not a curated record. Bases 1 to 222 code for a protein of 73 amino acids.